Colletotrichum abscissum is the source of this 2133-nucleotide messenger RNA. RefSeq lists its product as uncharacterized. NCBI's taxonomy places the organism in Eukaryota, Fungi, Ascomycota, Sordariomycetes, Glomerellales, Glomerellaceae. The coding region runs from base 1 to 2133 and encodes 710 amino acids. The transcript has 5 exons. The record is from RefSeq and is a predicted model, not a curated record.
AUGGCGCCCGUCAUCAAGCACAAUAUGGUGGACAGUAUCGCGAACUUGGUGUUGAAGGCGAAAGCUCAAUUCUCCCAUCUGCUGCAAGUCGCCCAGGGCUCAUCAUCUCAUCCAUCACCUCUGCAAACUCUCCGAAAGCUUGAGGAUGAGCAGGUUAGAUUCAAAAUUUGGGCUGGAAACGUUGGCGCGCACAAAACCGACCGCUCCUCCCUUGAGUAUCGACUCCGCGAUGCGUCGAAUUUAAGACUUCAUGUUCGGAAGCUCCUGACGGAACUUAUCGAAAACAUUGAUGAUGCUAUCAAGGCUUUCAAGGACCUGGAAUCGCCACCAAGCACGCUCGAUGGUAGCAGCCAGAGCCAUGAGGACAUAGUCACAGAGGUUGACGCAAUCAUGGAAGACUUUCCGGAUAUCAUCAAUUGUCUCAUGCGACUCGUUAUCAUGAUUCAGAAUCCAGUGCGAUCGGAUCGCUUCAGUGGAGCGAAGCUUACAGACACCACGGCGUAUGAGUAUCACGAUAUCCAACACGUGAGCGCAAAAUUCGAGGGAAUUGAUGAUCAGCUUGCGCAGCUCCUAGGAAAGGCAAUCUCGAGUCGGCGUCAGUACUUCAAGUAUAGGGAGGCUCACCACAAGAAGCUUUCGCAUCUCAUGGAUGACCAGGCAGAUACUAACAGGACGGAGAUCCUACAGAGUACAGUGGCAUCUUCUAUCCCCGAUUACUUGAAGCAACUUUCGCAGAUUAAUAAGCAACAUGUAUACGACGACCUACGUCCGUACAACUGCCUGGCCGAAGACUGCAUUACGCCAGGUAGAGAGUUCGGCAAGAGACAUCAGUGGAUGGAACACAUGCUGCAGCGUCACUUAAGGUCUGCAGAACACUUGGAGACGCAACAUCGGAAGAUGGUACGCGGCGACCAGAUCGACAACCUAGUUAUGCUGAGUUCUCAACCCUUGGAUGAGGGCGCGAAAGUUCCUUGCCCACUUUGUUUCGAGACCAUGCCAUCGCUGCAGAACUACCAACGUCAUGUUGGUAAGCAUCAACGGCAGCUAGCCUUGUUUGCCCUUCCCAUCAACAAUUAUGCGGAUGAAGAUACCUCAAAGAUUGGCAAGGCUACGGAGGAAAACUCAGGUUUGGACUCAAACACUGAUUGCUCAGAGACUGAGGACGAGCUAGAGCCUGAACUCUCGGCCGCGGAAAAUUGGGAGCAACAGGUCGAAACGCCGCCAGAAGAACAACGUGGGCACCAGCCAACCCCAUCAACCUCGAGUAGUCGAGCUUCAUCGCCUGUCAGAAUGAACGAAUACUUCGUGCCACAAGACGGCAUAGAUCGGGAGGUCAUCACUACUGAUGUCCGCCACCAUCUCGGAGACGACGCCUCAGUGAGCCCUGGACAUUAUGAAAACCCUCAAACUGGGCAGGACACCCAGGGCUACCACAUCACAUCCUCCAUCAACUUAACAAACGUCAUGUUUGACUUUUCGAAGGUUGACCCUGCACGAUGGGAAGCGGAGAGGCAGCAACGAGCAGCACAAAGUCCUGCAGGUAUGAGCACUGGUAGGAAACCUGAAUAUCUGGAACGAGCUCACGCGUUUGCAGCCGAAAACUCGUCGCCUGAUGGACCCCUUUCUUAUCCCAAGCAAUACUCCGGCCAUCCAGCGCCUGAGUAUCAGACCGAGGUAGAACAAGAAGCGUACAGCAACGCGAAAGAUUAUUCCACGUCCGCGUUGAUGCAAAGAUUACAAAUACAUAUAGAGGACACAGAUAAUCUUCAAGAUCGGCUCAAUACCGGAGGUCGAGGGAUCGAACAACAGCAAACUGAGGAUAUAUUGCUUCUUCAAGGCGAUGCCGUCUUAGUGGACCACCUCGGAAACGGCACACAGCCAGAUAUCGCCCAGGCCGCCGCUCUAGAACCCUUAAGCUCCAACAACGAGCCCGGCGAGUCGAGUCCGGCAGCCUGGCUUCAUGAUAAGAGCGGCGCAGACGACAAUUCUAUGCGAGACUUCACCCCUAGAUACCCUCGACCUUUUGCAGGAAAUGGCGGGGUUUCCCGAGAAGAAGCGUACGAAGAGGCGGAACAUGACGACCGGCAUCGCAGAACAACUCUUGAUUUCUUGGACCUUGCCCAACGGAAGUAG